AAAUUCAAGAACAGAAGACCAGUAAUUUAAGUUUUGAGGAACUUUAUCGCUGUUGUUACACCUUGGUUCUUUACGAUCAAGGAGAAAUUAUAUAUGAAGGGUUGAAAAAUCUCCUAAGCUCUUAUUCAAUAAAAUCUUUUGAAAAGCUGAAAAACUGUAGCCAUGAUGAAUAUAUUGUUAUAUUUUCACAAGUUUGGAAGAUGUAUAGUACUUCUUUAACGAUGAUAAGAGAUAUUUUAGCCAGUCUGGACCGAGUUUACUUGGAAGAUAAUGCAGAACUUCUUUCUGUCUAUGAUUUGGGAUUAAAAACAUUUUACUCGGAAGGAGCGCAAUUUCUCUCUCAGUUAAGACAGCAUUUACUGGAACAGAUAACUUUAGAGCGGACCGGCAUUGCGAUUAACAGAGUUGUAAUGAAAGAGCUUCUUACUAUGCUUGUUCAACUUUCCAGUGUUCAAGAAUUUCUUUACGACGAAAUUUUUGAAAACGAAUAUCUUCUCAGCUCUAAAGAAUAUUUUCAAACAGAAAGUGUUUCCUUUAUAACCAGUCACAAUGUUUUGUCUUAUUUGAAAAAAGCAGAUGUUUGGUUUCAGGAAGAAUUAGAGCGUGCCACCGAGUAUAUGGAUUCUAAAACGGCCGCAAAAGUCUCCAGGGUUAUGGAGGAAACCAUUCUUAUUAGCCACUUUGCCACCCUGACAGAGGCCGCUAAUUCAACGGAGUUGCACUCAUGGUUGGAUAAGCACAUGGUAGAAGAACUGCGCCUGUUGUACAAUUUAUUUUCCAGAGAUGCGCGUGGACGACAAAAGCUAGUCGAGAUUCUUUCUUCGCACUUGAAUUGUGCAGGAGCGAAGUUUAUAGAAAACCACCGGCGCGGGGAUGCAUUGGCUUACGUUCAAUACUUUCUCGACCUCAAAAAUAAAUACGACGCGAUACUUAAAGAGUGCUUUGGGAGUGACCUUGAGCUUGAGGCCGUCUAUAAUCAGUCCUUUCGGUGCAUGCUCAACUCGAAUUCUCUUUUUCCCAAGUACUUUCCGUAUCACAUCAACCAUCUUCUGCAGCACACGCUAAUGGGGCGAACCGAAGAGGAGGUGGAGCGCUCGUUAAAAAAAAUUUUGAAGGUGCUUCGGUUUAUUGAGGACAAAGAUAUAUUUGAAAAAUAUUAUCGCGAGACGUUAGCAAAACGUUUGCUUGCAGACAAACUUUACAGUAUGGAGGCCGAAAAAUUUAUUAUUCUUGAAAUAAAGCACGAGUUUGGCUACCAUUUUGUCUACAAGCUGGAGGGACUGUUGAAGGACCUCAUUAUUUCUAAUGAAAUUGCUAGCAAGUAUAGAAAUGCGCAUAUACUUGACUUUGGUUUGUCCGUGAAAGUUCUGACUAAAAGUUAUUGGUCCAUUGGAAGUCAGAGCCCAAUCAUAUUACAUCCACUAUUGGAAAAAGCUCGCGUGAGUUUUGAUGCCUUUUAUCAAAAGGAUUAUCCGAGGCGGCGCCUGAUGUGGAAUUUUGCGUUGGGGAGCGUUCACUUGCGCGUGAGAUUUUCUUUUAAAAUAGAAAAGGUAUUAGUGGUUACUCCGCCUCAGUUGAACCUGCUUCUCGCCUUCGAGGCAAAAGACAACGUGUCCUUUAAGGAACUUGCAAAAAUUGUCGGGAGUGACCAGGUUGCACGUGAGGUUCUUCCAUCGUUGUGCUCUAGAAAGUUUCCUAUUCUAUUAGAGCGUAAUGUAACGAAUGAGAAAAUAUUCGUAUUCAACACCGCAUUGUCUUGUGCUAAACGGAAAGUUUCAUUAUUAAAAUUGGCCCGAAAUAACAGCGAUGAGCACGUGAAGGAAAGCAUUGAUAUCUUCUUGAAGGCAUGAUUGUUGCUCAUUGUUUUUCUAGCAGGAAAGUUCUGAUAUUGCUCGUAACCGCCUACUAUGCAUUGAAGCCGCCAUUAUGAGGGUUCUGAAGACCAGGAAAACCCUCGAACACACCCAUUUGGUUUCUCAAGUCGCCGCGCAAAUAACUAGUCACCGGCCGUCCGAUGAGUUGAUUAAACGCUGCAUCGCAUCGCUAAUUGAACGAAAGUACAUUUCCUGUGACCCUCAGCGCCCGGAUAUGUACAUUUACGUCGCUUGACGGGAAGCCAAUUACACGUAAAGCGGAAGUUACUUUUAUUAACGGCGCAUCUGCCCGGCUUUUCAAG
Molecule: messenger RNA, 2176 nt
Organism: Zophobas morio
Lineage: Eukaryota; Metazoa; Arthropoda; Insecta; Coleoptera; Tenebrionidae
Product: cullin-3-like
Exons: 23
Coding region: 201-1850 (549 amino acids)
Biological process (GO): ubiquitin-dependent protein catabolic process; protein ubiquitination
Cellular component (GO): cullin-RING ubiquitin ligase complex
Molecular function (GO): ubiquitin protein ligase binding
Source: RefSeq, a predicted model, not a curated record